Molecule: messenger RNA, 2511 nt
Organism: Micromonas pusilla CCMP1545
Lineage: Eukaryota; Viridiplantae; Chlorophyta; Mamiellophyceae; Mamiellales; Mamiellaceae
Exons: 2
Coding region: 18-2420 (800 amino acids)
Source: RefSeq, a predicted model, not a curated record
CGUCCGUCGUCGUCACGAUGCCGUCGACGACGACGACGCCCGCGCGCGGCGGCGCCUUCGCGGCGCCGUCGGGGCAUCGCGACGUCGCGCGACGCGCGACGCGCGACGCGCGCGGAGGACGCGCGACGGCGGCGUCGAAAAAGAGCCGUCGUCAUCGCGCGCCGACGACGACGAUGCUCCCUCUCCGCGCGCACGCCGCGGAGGACGACCUCGGCGUCCUCGGCGUCGUCGCCGCCGUCGCCGCCGCGCGAAGACCACCGCGCGACGAGACCGAGACGAACGCCGGAUCCGACGCCGGAUCCGCCGCGAGUCGUUGUCGCGACGGCGACGUCGUCGAGCUCCGCGGCGUCGGCGUCAGCCUCGGGAUGCGCGCGGAGUGGUCGCUCGCGUUCGCCGACGACGACGACGCCGACGGCCUCAGCUUCGCGGACGCGGUGACGCUCUUCCCCGCGAACGGCGCGGACGCCCCGGACGCGCCGCCGCUCGCGUCGCGAAGCGGGUACGACCACAUCGCGGGCGUCUCGUGGGACGUCGAGCUCGGCGGCGGCGCGUGUCGCGCGAGUCGCCUCGACGCGGAGCAUCGCUCGCAGCUCGUCUCGUGGACGAGGACGGGGCAGUGGUGCGCGAGCGACGCGGCGAGAAGGAUGCUCCACGUCAAGCUGCUGCUGAAGGAUAUCGAGCUGGGCGCGCUCAUCGCGGAGCACUCGAUCGUGCCGGGGGGGAGGCAGAUGACGACGGAGAUGGCGGAGCCGGAGCCGCCGAGCGGAGAUGAGAAUGGGGGACGUCGCCGUCGCCGCACAGCUGGCGCAGCUGGCGGCGGCGGAAGAAGAGCGAACCGAAAGGGCGCCAGAGAGAAGAACUCUGGCGGACUUCCGUCGUCUUCGGCGUCUUCGUCGUCGUCCUCUCUCGACGCGGGCCCGCCGCCGCCGAUGCCGAAGCGCGCGAACGGCGCGCUCGUCGCGCUCGCGGUGAGAGGCGGGAAGAUUGGCGCGAGGUUGUUCCUGGAAGAAGCCGCCGAUCUCGGGUGGGUCCCGCGCCGGCUCGAGGUGGCGACGCCGGAGGGGCCGGAGGUGUGGCACUUCGCGGAGUGGACGCGCGAGGUGCGCGCGAACGGGCUGCUGCUUCCGCGCGUUGCGCACCAGACGUUGCCCGCGGGGAACACGUGCGCGUACGAGCUGACGGACGCGGCGACGGCGAAGACGACGACGACGUCGACGUCGACUUCGACGUCGACGUCGACUUCGACUUCGACUUCGAGCGUCUUCGCGCCGCCCUACCUCGGACUGCCUCCCUCCUCGGACGAUUGUUCGUGGCCUCCUACCUCGUACGCGACGUCGCGAGACGCCGCGGAGGCGAUCUGCGCGCGCGGCGAGGGCGGGCACGUCCUCGUCGUCCCCGAGCUCUCCGCCCCCGCGGGAGUCGGCGGCGGAGGAGGAGCGGGAGCGGGAGGAAGAGGAUCUUCCGGAACUUCCUGCUCCGCGCGCCCCGGAUGGUUCGUCCUCGACACGUCCUGCGCCGGGUACGCGAUCGAACCCUCCGUCGCGGACGCGCUCGCGAUGCCGUCGUUCGGCGAGCUCGCGGUCGUGGGCGUCUCCGCGGCGGCGCUGAGAGGGUCCAUGCGCCGCGGCGGCGCGUUGACCCUCGGCGCUGUCACCGCGCGCGCGCCGCUGUUCAUGGAGCAGGCGCUGGCGGCGGCGCUGCGGACGCCGUCGUUGGGGGCGAUAGCGGGGGGCGAUAUUGAUAACGCUUCUUUGGUGGGCGUUUUAGGCACAGACUUUAUGCAGCGCGCGGUCGUGGAGAUCCGGGCGAAGAGACGCGUCCCCGGGUCGCCCGACCCGGCGACGACGAAGGCGUUCUUCCACGCGCCGGGCGCGUACGCGCCGUCCGAUCGCGUCGCCGCGUCGUGGCAACGCGUCGAAUGGAUCGGCGGCGUACCGCACCUGCGCGUCAAGGUCACGGUCGCGAACGACCGAAUCACGUCCCUGGAGCCGCCGCCCGAGGGAGCGGCGUCUAAUAAAGCGGAAAAAGACGGGUGGACGGGCCGUCUGUUCCGGUUGUCACUCGGCGCCGGCGGCGCCGGCGUCGUCGUCGCCGCCGCCGCCGCGCGCGAGUGGCGCAUGGUCGAGCGCACCGUGGGGAUCCAUCCCGGCGGCGUGAUGUCCGGUCCGGGAGAGGACCGCGCGCGCCUCGCGCGCGUCGAGCCGGAGGUGGUGACCGGUCGGUUCGACGCGAUCGAGCUGAAGGGCGCGACGUUUCGAAAUAUUCGCGCGUUGACGCAUCUGAACGGCGACCCUCCCGAUCUCGCUCUGUCGCCGCACGCGGACGGGGUGCUGUGCGCGGAUCUGUUCCGCGGGUGCGUCGUCGUUUUGGACUUCUCGCGCGACCGCGUCGCGGUCGUGCAGGACGACGUCGCGGGGUGACGUGACGAGCGCGGCGCUCGAGAGACUGACUGACGACGGGGAUUGAGGAGUAUCGAUAAGCGCCAGUUUGAAAAGUAACAAUGCCGAAAGG